This is a messenger RNA of Amaranthus tricolor (Joseph's coat), 871 nucleotides long. RefSeq lists its product as uncharacterized. Bases 133 to 735 code for a protein of 200 amino acids. The transcript has a single exon. The record is from RefSeq and is a predicted model, not a curated record. NCBI's taxonomy places the organism in Eukaryota, Viridiplantae, Streptophyta, Magnoliopsida, Caryophyllales, Amaranthaceae.
UCGAUUGGAGCUUAAAUCACUUUCUCCUGGUAAAAUCUUUCAUUUGAUUUUCGCUGUCUUUUUCUCCGUUUCUAAUCAUCUCCUUCACUCAGCCUUUGCUGUACCAAAAAAAAACUUCAUACUCCCAACAUUAUGGAUUCAAUCAAUGUAGAAAAAAUUCAAGCCCUAAAAAGAUACAAACAACAACAAUUCACAAAAACCCUAUUGUUUUAUUCCAUAUUAGGUUUAUCAUUUAGUAUAUUUUGUACAAGCCCAUUUUGGUUUCCUCCUUUAUAUUCAUGUAUAAAUAAAAUCAUUUAUAUUUAUAUUCCAAGAAUAGUAUCAUUUUUCUUCAAUGUAACAUCUAUUUUCAUACUUGGGAAUCUUAUUGUAAUAUUUCUCUUGGGAGAGUCAAAAAUUCAAACUUCAGAAGAUUCAUCAAUGGUUCGGCCAAUAAUCCAGCAAGUCAAAAGCCGAAAGCGACAUAUAAGGGAAGACAUAUUGCCAAAAAUGGAUUGCAAAAUAGAGGAACAAGAAGUAGUACUUAAAUUAGAAAGUAGAGAAGAAGAGAUAAAAGAAUUGAGCCAAGUUGAAGAGAAAGAGUUGGAGAAUAUAAUAAUGGAGGAUAAUUAUGAAGAAGAAUUAAUUGUUAAUUUAUCAACAGAAGAAUUAAAUAAAAGGGCAGAUGAUUUUAUUGCUAGAGUGAAUAAACAAAUUAGGCUUGAAGCUGAUCGUGAGGUACUUAGUUGUUGUUGAGAUGUAGAAAAUUAACAAGUUUUUUUUUGAAAAAAAAUUAAUAUUUUGUAAUUUAUUAUAUGAUGUAUUUUUGUAGAUUAAUUAAUAUAGUAAAAGCUGCUAAAAAGUGGCUAAUGAAAGUAUGUUAUGUUACCAA